This is a messenger RNA of Gekko japonicus, 4582 nucleotides long. RefSeq names its product euchromatic histone-lysine N-methyltransferase 2 (gene EHMT2). The record is from RefSeq and is a predicted model, not a curated record. Gene Ontology annotation, molecular function: protein-lysine N-methyltransferase activity; histone methyltransferase activity; p53 binding. Lineage: Eukaryota; Metazoa; Chordata; Lepidosauria; Squamata; Gekkonidae. Gene Ontology annotation, cellular component: nucleus.
CCAUGGAGGCUGCCGGAGCGGGAGCCACGCAGGGUGAGCCGUCUCGGGGAGCCCCGGGGGCAACGUCGCUGGUGGAAGUGGGAGCAGAUGACACAGGUGUUAUCCCUUUGAGAGAGAGUUCCGAUCCCUCCUCAGGAUCCUUGUCUCCCCGGAAGACCAAAACCAGUUUGGGAGGAACAGGAGAUAGUCUACCGACCACUGGCAGAAAUUGUGAUGAUGGAGCGCGAAUACAGAUGACCAGCUGUGGUAAAGAAGCUGGUGGGAUGUCACCUGAGUUGGGGGCUGUCUCGGCCGGUUCAAACGCCAGUCCCAGUCCAGGGAAUAAAGGUCUGCCGGGCCAUGCAGCCAAAACUUUCCCAUCGUCCCCUAGCAAAGCAGGUGGGCCCAGCCGAGCAAAGAUGUCCCUCACUGGGGCCAGCAAAUCCCCCACGUCUGUUCAGAGUCUAGCUAUGCGCCUGCUGAGUAUGCCUGGGUCACGGUUGCCUGGGGAUGCUGCGACUCCCUCCACCGAAGCUUCACCACCGGCUCCACCGCCUGCUCCAGCUCAGACUCCAGCCCCAGCAGCUGAGGAGGCCAAGCCCAAGGUUCACCGGGCCCGGAAAACCAUGUCUAAGCCCAACACCGGGCAGGUCCCUGAGAAGAGAGUUUCUGAAAUGCUGCACUUCCGAGUCCCGGAUGACCUGAGGAGCAUCGAAGAGCCAGAAGAACCUGCCAAGCGCCGGAAGUACGACUACAUGACCGACGCGAUGCACAAGAGAAUGCCUCUCUCUCUCCACCGGUCAAGUCCCAGAGCCACCACUGAGAUCACAGUGACGGAAGAGAUGGCUGCUCCCGCCACAGCCUCACAGGAGGAGAGAACUCAGGAGUGGGAGACAGAAGUGGGGGAUGACUUCAGCCUCUACUAUGACAGCUAUUCUGUGGAUGGCCAUGUUGACUCGGACAGCAAGGAGGAAGAUGAUGAUGAGGAUGAAGAUGAGGACGAUGAAGAAUCGGGUAACCUCUCUGACAGGAGUGUCGCCUCCAGCUCCAGGCGAAAGGCCAGGAAGCGCUGGCGGAAUGACAGCCCCUGGGUGAAGCCAUCCCAUAAACGCAAGCGUAAAGAGCCACACCCCAAGGACACCAGAGGACUGAAUGGUGGCCCUUCAGCCACACAGAGCGAGUACACAGAGGUGCCCCUGGGUUGUCUGGAGCUGCCGAACGAGGGGACACUCUCCCCCAACAAUGCAGGGGUGUCCAAUGAGACCAGUUCGCUGGAGACGGAGCGCUUUGAGGAGCUGCCCCUCUGCUCCUGCCGCAUGGAAGCCCCAAGCAUCGAACGCCUUAGCCAGCAGGCCGGAAAUCAGUGCAUGGCAACGGAAAGCGCCGACGGGGAGCUUAGCGGCUGCAGCAGCAGCAUCUUGAAGCGGGAGACAAUGCGUCCCUCGAGCCGGGUUCCCCUCAUGGUCCUGUGUGAGACGCAUCGAGCCAGAAUGGUGAAACACCACUGCUGUCCAGGUUGUGGCUACUUCUGCACUGCGGGCACCUUCCUGGAAUGCCACCCUGACUUCCGGGUGGCUCACCGCUUCCACAAGGCCUGUGUGUCCCAGCUCAACGGCAUGAUCUUCUGCCCGCAUUGUGGGGAAGACGCUUCUGAGGCUCAGGAGAUCACUAUAGCCAAGGCGGACACCUCCACUCCAGUCCCCGUUCCACCAUCCCACGGGCAGGGAGCCUCCGAGUCUACAGGCCGAGCUGACACAACCCAGCCCAGUGCUCGGAUGAGAGGGGGUUCAAGCAUAGAACCCCCACUGGAAGAUGUGCCAGGUCUUGGCGGCCCCGGAAUUGACAGUGCCGGCCCACGUCUGAUGCUGCCUAACGGGGCAGUGCUGUCUGCUCAGGGUCUCCCUACAGGUUCUGGGCGUGAACAACUGGAGCGUGCCCUAGUGGUACAGGAAUCUGAGCGACGCAAGAAGCUGCGAUUCCACCCUCGGCAGCUGUAUCUCUCCGUCAAGCAAGGGGAGCUCCAGAAAGUGGUACUAAUGUUGUUGGACAGCUUGGACCCCAAUUUCCAAAGCGAACAGCAGAGCAAACGUUUCCCACUGCAUGCUGCGGCACAGAAAGGAUACAUGGAGAUCUGUCACGUUUUACUGCAGGCCGGUGCCAACAUAAACACGGUGGACAAGCUACGCCGGACACCUCUGAUGGAAGCUGUCGCGAACAACCAUGUGGAGCUAGCACACUACUUGAUCAAAAGAGGUGGUUGCGUUUACACCAAGGAGGAUGACGGCUCUACAUGUCUCCAUCACGCCGCAAAGAAUGGGAACGUCGAGAUGGUCAGCUUGCUGCUCUCCACAGGGCAAGUGGAUGUUAAUGCUCAGGAUAGCGGGGGAUGGACCCCCAUUAUCUGGGCUGCGGAGCAUAAGCACCUGGAGGUGAUCCGCAUGCUGCUCACCCGUGGGGCUGACGUCACCUUGACUGACAACGAAGAGAACAUUUGCUUGCACUGGGCCUCCUUCACGGGAAGGCUGAACGCACAGUGCGAUCUCCAUGCGGUCAACUUCCAUGGAGACACGCCCCUGCACAUAGCUGCCCGGGAGAGCUACCAUGACUGUGUCCUCCUGUUCCUGUCGCGCGGGGCUGACACUGAAGUGCGGAACAAAGAAGGGGACUCCCCUGUGGAUCUGACCUUGGAGAAUUCAGAGGUGUGAUUUGCCUUGCAGCUCAACCGCAAGAUCCGCCAAGGCAUCCUUAACCGCUCCAUGCGCACAGAAUGCAUCAUCAGUAGGGACGUUGCCCGUGGCUACGAAAAUGUGCCUAUCCCCUGCGUCAACUCCGUGGACGAUGAGCCAUGCCCAGAGGAUUACAAAUACAUCUCGGAAAACUGCGAGACCUCCACCAUGAACAUUGAUCGCAACAUCACCCACUUGCAGCACUGCACGUGCCAGGACGACUGUUCCUCCAGCAACUGUCUGUGUGGGCAGCUCAGCAUUCGCUGUUGGUACGACAAGGACGGUCGUUUGCUGCAGGAAUUCAACAAGAUUGAGCCGCCCCUGAUCUUCGAAUGUAAUCAGGCCUGCAGCUGCUGGAGGAACUGCAAGAACCGCGUGGUGCAGAGCGGCAUCAAGGUCCGUUUGCAGCUGUACCGCACAGCCAAAAUGGGAUGGGGUGUCAGAGCACUGCAGACCAUUCCCCAGGGAACAUUUAUAUGCGAGUACGUGGGAGAGCUUAUUUCGGAUGCAGAAGCUGAUGUGAGGGAAGACGACUCCUACCUGUUCGAUCUCGAUAAUAAGGUGAGAUUUGACUACGGUGACCGCUUCUGGGACAUCAAGAGCAAGUACUUCACAUGCCAGUGUGGCUCGGAGAAGUGCAAACACUCGGCGGAGGCCAUUGCCCUGGAGCAGAGCCGCCUGGCCCGCCUGGAGGCCCACCAGGACCUGUUGCCAGAUGCGGGUGGCCUCCCUGCCACCCAGGCUUAAGCCGGGCCCAGCUGCCAAUCCCAAAUGCUGGGGUCUUCCUGCUUCUUCCACCGGCCGCGUGGUUCUCUUUCCGUGCAAGCAAGGGAGCGUGCUGGGACACGGCAGCGGUCUUGUCUUCUCCCUCCGGAGCUCCCAUUGGGGGGGAAAAAUGGGGAGUGAAGAGAGAUGGGGGAGUGAAAGAGAGAACUUCCCAUAGAUGGAAACCCUUUGGACAGAAAAAAGGGGAUAAGUAUCUGGGCUUGGAUGGUCUCUUCCUCCCACUGAGCAGGUCUGCAUAGCUUGAGACCUUUUGCUCUACAUACCAAGGGUGUACGGUGGCCUUCCAGGGCCUUGACUACCCCUGCUCCCUGCGGCAGGCACCAAAAACAAGAGGUCUAAAAUGUCCCUAGUGGGUUGCCGUACAUGAGCUGCCUUUGACUGGGGAGGGCGCAUCACAAGCUAUGCGAGGGUGGUCUAGACCCAGGAGCGGCCUAGAAAAAGGAUGGAUGGUUACGUUCAAGAUGGCAGUGCCUCCUGCUGGUGGAACAGUGUGUGCGUCUGCUUCAUGUGGGGGUCAAGCUAGAAAAGAAGGAAGUCACCGAUCUCUGUUUUAUCUUUAAAAGCUCAGUGACAGCCAGAAGGGCUGAGGGGGGGGUCUUGGUUUAGAUCAUGACCACAUGGGGAGGGCAGGCUUAGAACUUGUCCACUCUCAACAUGUUUUUGCUAAUCCAAACCACCACCAUGGCCCUUUGCCUUUUUAAAGGAAACGAUACCAGAGUGUGUCCAAUUUGGGGCUUUUAAAGGCCAAUGGAGACCCGUAACCUCUGUCACCUCUGCUCCUGCCCCUACUGUCUGUCUUUCCUCGUUGGUGUCUGGGAAACUUUGUACGUUUGUGGACUUCUUCUUGUUUUGGGCCAAGUACCUUUAGCUUUUUUCAUAACAAAAGAAUAAAUUUUAAAUUGGAGCCAAGAAUUCUUCACAUUUCUCUGCAAGCUUCCACUCGGGGAACUGGCGCCUCUGUUUUCUAGCUGCGUCCCUUUUCGUUUCCUGGAACAACAGGAGUCUGAUUCAGAUUCAAGGGGGGUGUCCCCCGUCUCUUUCUCUUUUGUGGGUUUUCAUUUUGUGUUUUGUUAAAACUAUAAUUUUUCUGG